AAUAACGAGACCAUUUGACCAUGUGAUGAGAUUGUAUUUAAGAAGAAAGAAGAACCCACUAAUUCAAAAAGAUUGGUAGGAUCUGGAAAAGACAGUGUUAAAAUAGUAUAAUACCUUAUUCAUAUGCUGUUGGGUUUUGGCAAUAUGAAGACUGCUGUAGCAUUCCUGUUUGCUGUAACAAGCCUAGUGUCAGGAGUUAAUGCAAGAGCUUGCUGCAGUGAUGGCUGGAUACCCUAUAAUGGUCAUUGUUACUACAUUGGUUAUGGGACGCCUCUUUCAUUUUUUGAUGCACGGGUGUAUUGUCAGAACCGCGGAGCUUACCUUGUACGACUGGACACGCCUGCUGAAAACAUUUUUUUGGCAGAUUUUUUAAGGAAAACUAAAGCUGGAGAUACGUGGAUGGGAUUGUCCGACCUUCAUCAUGAAACAACAUGGAAAUGGUAUGACACAAAUCAGCAGGCUACAUUCUUUGACUGGGCCGCCGGGGAGCCGAACAAUUAUGGUGACGGCGGUGAAGACUGUGCACACUUUAGAAGUUAUGUUAACUACAAGUGGAACGAUGCGCCUUGUAAUCAUAAUAAAAUUAUACCAUUGUGCGAAAUUGAAUUCAAUUAAAUUGAAGUGAUAAUU
Molecule: messenger RNA, 630 nt
Organism: Ruditapes philippinarum (Manila clam)
Lineage: Eukaryota; Metazoa; Mollusca; Bivalvia; Venerida; Veneridae
Product: perlucin-like protein
Exons: 5
Coding region: 124-615 (163 amino acids)
Molecular function (GO): signaling receptor activity
Source: RefSeq, a predicted model, not a curated record